Messenger RNA from Tetrahymena thermophila SB210, 1542 nucleotides. RefSeq lists its product as hypothetical. The transcript has 6 exons. Lineage: Eukaryota; Ciliophora; Oligohymenophorea; Hymenostomatida; Tetrahymenidae. The record is from RefSeq and is a predicted model, not a curated record.
GUGUACUUGAUUUAGUUAGCAUUCUCAUUGAUUUCAGAAGCUUUAAUUAAUUAAUAUACUAAGAUAUAAAGAUUUGAUAUUUACAAUUUUAAGAUCAAUUUUAAACAAUCAAUCAAUAAUUCAUUGGUUUUAAUUACUACUCAUUUUAAAGUUAAAAUAAUAAAUUAAUUCAUGAGUUCAAAUAAACAAACUUAUAAAGGUAAAAAAUGGUGUGAAUAUUGUAGGACAUAAAUUAACUGGACAAAAGAAGAUAUAGCCUAUCACGAAUAAUCGAGGACACAUAAAAAAAAUGUUGAGCGCGAAAUAGAAUUCAAGAGAUAAAAAAUUAUCAGAGAGUAGGAGUAGGCAAAGAAAAUGACAGAAUUGGAUGAUUCUGCAAAAUUAAUGCAAGAAAUUGAGAAAAAAGCAUAGGAAGCCAUGUAAAAUAAUACAUCACAAAGAAAAUAGCAAAAAAUGUAAUUUGAUAAUCAAGCGCACUCUAAAAACCCUUCAAUAGGUCCAGUAUUCCCCGUUUUUUAGCUAGAAAAAGAACCUGAAUUGACUGAAGAAUAGAAAAAAGAACUUAAAAAAUAAAAAAAGAAAGAAGAACUUGGCUCUGAAUUUGGGUCUAGUUAUGAAGAAAGUGAUACUGAUGAAGAAUAAGAUAAAUAUAGAGAAGAAGAAAUAGAAUUAAAAAUGAACUAAAACAAAGCAGAAUUAGCUCAGAAAUUUGACAGAGUAUGGUAUCUCUCAAAAGAUGAAAAAACUGGCAAGCUAUUUUUUUAUAAUUAGCUAUCAGGAUAGAGAAAAUAUGAAAAGCCUAUUGGUUUGAAACUUCUAGAUGAAGAACAAAGGUUAUGGGAUGAAUACAUUCUUCAGCAAAUGGAAGAGUAAGAAAAAUUAGAACAAGCAGAAUAAGAAGCUACAAAUAAACAAAUUAGAGAAUAUAAAAAUAAAAACCUGAAAGAGGGAGAAAAUGAUUCGUAAAGUGGCUAACAAGAACAAAAAGUAGAAGAUCAAAUAAAUGAUUAAGAGGGAAUAAUAAAAAGUGAUUGGGUAGAAGUAACUGAAGAAGAUAAUUUCUUUAACAAGUAUGCUGUUAGAAAUGUUUAUGGGGAUGUUUUGAAUGAUAAUGGAAACAAUGAAGGUAAUGAAGAAGAAGAAGAGGAAGAUGAUGGAAUGGAUGAUGAUGAAGUUAAAAAAUUAGCUAAAAUAGAACUUUUAAUUGAAUAAGGAAAAAUAUAGACUCAGUAAGAAAUGAUCUAAGCUUUAUUGUAGACUAAUGAAGGGGGGAAUACAAUGAAACAAAAUGAAAAAUUAAAAAAAAUAAUCGAAAGUAAUUUAGAUAUAUAGAAUGAUACAAUGUAAAAAACAUACAAAAAAAAGAACUGGCUCGAAGAUGAAGAUAGUACAAAUGUAAACUAAUAAAAACCAGUUAAUAAUAAUUAAAAAUAAGACUAAAAAUAGGCAGAUGCUGACCAAAAGUCAUAAACAAAAAGCUCUUUAUUUAAAAAAAGGAUAAAUAAUAACAAAAAUGUUUAAAAUAUUCCUGUAGACAAUUGA